Molecule: messenger RNA, 978 nt
Organism: Penicillium arizonense
Lineage: Eukaryota; Fungi; Ascomycota; Eurotiomycetes; Eurotiales; Aspergillaceae
Product: alpha/beta fold hydrolase
Exons: 1
Coding region: 1-978 (325 amino acids)
Source: RefSeq, a predicted model, not a curated record
AUGGCAAACAAUUCAUUCGUGCUACCUCGACCAGGGACAGUCAAGUCCAACGAGCCACCAAUUCAAGCACCAUCUGAAGCCGACUACGGCGCAACGUUCGGUAACCUGCUACCAUCAGCACGGUAUCUGCAGACUCCAAACGGCAAAGUCGCAUAUUACGAGCUGUCACCCUUGUCUCCUACACCAACAGACCUUAAAACGACAAUCUCCCGCGUACUUUUUGUGCACGGCGUUCAAACCCCCGCAAUCGGUUUGCUACCAUUAGCAAGUGCGCUAUCUUCGCGUUUCCCGUAUGCGCAAUGUGUACUGGUUGACCUGUGGGGCCACGGGCUCACUGAAACACCAAUUGCAGCGCACGAAGCAACACUCUUUCAUUCAUUACUCGAGGCUGUGAUGGUGGAUCUUGGGUGGGAAACUGCCCAUUUUGUUGGUUACUCUUUUGGUGGGUCCACCACAGCUACUUUCGCGGCUGCGUACCCACACCGCGUCGCCUCUAUGGUGCUGGUCGCACCCGCGGGUCUACUGCGCUCAACGCAGUUUGAUGAGUUGCAGAGGAGCUAUUUGCGUGGUGGUCAGGGAUUAGAGGACGAGGCGCGCUCGUGGAUUUUGGAAUUCCUCGGAGGACAACUGGUCGUUCCUUCUGAUUGGAAGGAGAGAUUUGGUCGAGGCGAAGUGGUUGCAGAAGCAGUCCGAGACUGGCAGAUGAAGCAGCAUCAAGGCCAUGCGGCAAGUGUAGUUGGUAUUUUCAGAGAUGGUGGGUGUUUAGAUAAACAUGCUGAAUUUGCCGAAGCGGCAACAAAGGGCAUUGAAGGUCUAUGUAUCUUAGGAGAGUUGGACGACGUGUGCAGUGUACAGGAUUUGCACGAUGUUGGCAUGCGGAAUGUUUCUGUUGUUCCGCAGGUGGGACAUGGUGUUGUGAGGCAAAAAGUGCCAGAGGUAGCCCGACUCAUCGAGGAUUUCUGGCAGAAGCUCGAGUAG